Molecule: messenger RNA, 711 nt
Organism: Impatiens glandulifera
Lineage: Eukaryota; Viridiplantae; Streptophyta; Magnoliopsida; Ericales; Balsaminaceae
Product: HVA22-like protein i
Exons: 6
Coding region: 121-591 (156 amino acids)
Source: RefSeq, a predicted model, not a curated record
UUCAACCGCUCUCUCUCUCUAUAUCGCUUCUUGAAGAAGAACAGGAGGAUUCAGGAUCAUCGGUUAUAUCCAUUUUUUCCCGUGAAAAGAUUUCAAAGAAUAAGCUAGUUAGGUUUAAAGAUGCUUGGAGAAGCCAUCACAAGAGGGCUCCUGAUGGUGCUAGGAUAUGCUUAUCCGGCGCUUGAAUGCUUCAAAGCCAUGGAGAAGAAGAAAUCUGACAUUGAAGAACUCCGAUUUUGGUGCCAAUAUUGGGUAAUUGUGGCCGUUUUAACAAUCUUGGAGAGAUUUGGAGAUGCUUUCAUUUCAUGGUUGCCUAUGUAUGGUGAACUCAAACUUGCACUGGUCAUUUACUUAUGGUAUCCAAAAACCAAGGGAAGUGGCUACAUUUACGAGAAUAUAUUGCAGCCAUAUGUUUCUAGACACGAACUAGACUUUGACCAUAAUUUGCGGGUACUCAGAGCCAAAGUUUGGGAUUUAGCCAUUUAUUAUUGGCACAACAGCACUGAGUUGGGUCAAGCUGCAACCUCCCAAAUCCUGCAACGGUUGACUUCUCAACAACCUGAAAAACCCGACAAAUCCAAGAAGAAAUGAUAGAUAUUUAUAAUAAUAAUAAUACUCAAAGACCUUGUUUUCUCAAAAGAAAGUCAAUUCAUGAUUUUGUACAGUUUCUAAUACCAACAUGAUCAUCAUUAGUUGAAGUUUUUUCAGUUC